Molecule: messenger RNA, 891 nt
Organism: Colletotrichum scovillei
Lineage: Eukaryota; Fungi; Ascomycota; Sordariomycetes; Glomerellales; Glomerellaceae
Product: calcineurin-like phosphoesterase
Exons: 3
Coding region: 1-891 (296 amino acids)
Source: RefSeq, a predicted model, not a curated record
AUGACUCUCCUCACAGCCCUCGGCCUCCGCCGCAAAAAUGAUUGGGAACCCCUAACCCUCAUCGACGCCAUACUUCUCUCACCCCUAAACCUCCUCGUCUCAAUCAUCUACAGCAUAAUCCUCUUCCUUCGUGGCCGACCCUUCACCCCGCCCCGCGACAAGCCCGCCAUCCGCAUCGUCUGCCUCUCCGACACCCACGACCGUACAGACCUCGACUGGCUCGCCGCUCAGCCUCAUCAGCACAAGAUCCUCGUAUGCGGCAACCACGAUAGCUUCUUCGACCCCAGCGCCCGCCUGCCCGAAGACCGCGGCAAGAGCCUCGAUUUCAAGGGGAUCCGCUACCUCAUCCGCGAUGCCGUCACGCUGGAAUUCAAGGGUGGCCGUCAUUUGAAGAUCUACGGUGCCCCUGAUAUCCCGACCUGCGGCGGCUCAGAAAUGGCUUUCCAAUAUGAUUGUUCAUCACCGCCCUGGACCAACACGGUUCCAAUUGACACUGACAUUUUGAUCACUCACACCCCACCAAAAACCCACCUAGACCUCAACCUAGGCUGUCCAGCCCUCCUCCAAGAAGUCUGGCGCGUCCGCCCCAAACUCCACGUCUUCGGCCAUGUGCACUGGGGCCACGGCCGCCAGACCGUCCACUUUGACGACUGCCAGCGCGCCUACGAGGCCCUCAUGUCUCGCCCGCCCCGAGGUCUCUUCCGCGACCUCUUCCCCCACUCUGGCUGGCGGGACGCUCUCGCCGUCCUGGGCUACGGCAUCCACGGCGUCGUCUGGAAGUGGCUCAUGGUCGGGCCCGGCGGCAACACCAGCAGUCUCAUGGUCAACGCCGCGCAAAUGUACGGCAACACGGGGCGGCUGGGGAAUCCGGUGGAAGUAGUGGACCUGUGA